AUGGCGCCCACUCCCUGCUUUCACUGCAAAUCCGCUCGCGCGGUCAUCAUCCGCCCCAAGAACCGCCACAAGCUCUGCCGCGGCUGUUUCCUACACGUUUUCGAAACCGAAGUCCACGAGACCAUCACAUCAACCUCCCUCUUCCAGCGCGGUGAGCGCGUCGCCAUCGGCGCCAGCGGCGGCAAAGACAGCACGGUACUAGCCUCGGUGCUGAAGACGCUCAACGAGCGCUACGACUACGGCCUCGAACUAUGUCUACUCUCUAUCGACGAAGGCAUCAAGGGCUACCGUGACGACAGCCUCGAGACCGUGAAACGCAAUGCCCAGCAAUACGCCAUGCCCUUGGAGAUCGUCGGCUACGGCGAACUCUACGGCUGGACGAUGGACCAGGUCGUGGCCCAGAUCGGCAAGAAGGGUAACUGUACCUACUGUGGCGUGUUUCGGCGGCAGGCGCUCGAUCGCGGCGCGGCGCGUUUGGGCAUCUCGCAUGUCGUGACGGGGCAUAAUGCGGAUGAUGUGGCCGAGACGGUUAUGAUGAAUUUGCUCCGUGGGGAUUUGCCCCGUCUCUCGAGGGGGACGAGUAUCGUGACGGGAUCGGCCAUGUCGGAGGUUAAGCGCUCUAAGCCGUUGAAAUAUGCGUAUGAGAAGGAGAUUGUGCUGUAUGCGCAUCAUAAGCAGUUGGAUUAUUUCAGUACCGAGUGCAUUUACUCGCCGGAGGCGUUUCGGGGCAGUGCGCGCACGCUGAUCAAGGAUCUGGAGAAGAUUCGGCCCUCGUCCAUUCUGGAUAUCGUGCGCAGUGGCGAGGAUAUGGCCCAGCUGGUGCCGCCGGAGGUGAAGCAGAGUGGCGGCGGUGCGGGGGAGUCGAUGGGCGGUUGUGGUAGCCAGAAUGGACGCACGAGAGGCGGCGAGAUGGCGGAGAUGGAGAGGAAGUUGGCAGAGGAUGAGGUGGCCGAGUCGAGAGAGACGGAAAUCAAGAUGGACGGUGCGAAGACCGAGUCGAAGCCCGCGUACUCGAUGAAAGUGAGGCAGCGGAUUCCCAAGCAGAUCAAGACACAGACCAUGAAUAACUGCGAGCGCUGUGGGUAUAUCUCCAGUCAGAAGGUAUGCAAGGCAUGUGCGCUGCUGGAGGGGUUGAAUCGGAACCGGCCCAAGACGUCGAUCGAGGUGGGAAUUGAAGAUGAGGAGGGCAGCUCGACGUUGAUGAGACAGAUGGAGAAGGUGGAGUUGGGUGGUUGA
Molecule: messenger RNA, 1236 nt
Organism: Aspergillus melleus
Lineage: Eukaryota; Fungi; Ascomycota; Eurotiomycetes; Eurotiales; Aspergillaceae
Gene: CTU1
Product: putative PP-loop ATPase superfamily protein
Exons: 1
Coding region: 1-1236 (411 amino acids)
Biological process (GO): tRNA wobble position uridine thiolation
Cellular component (GO): mitochondrion; cytosolic tRNA wobble base thiouridylase complex
Molecular function (GO): tRNA binding
Source: RefSeq, a predicted model, not a curated record